Messenger RNA from Camponotus floridanus (Florida carpenter ant), 669 nucleotides. It is a transcript of the gene mago, whose product is annotated as protein mago nashi homolog. NCBI's taxonomy places the organism in Eukaryota, Metazoa, Arthropoda, Insecta, Hymenoptera, Formicidae. The transcript has a single exon. The record is from RefSeq and is a predicted model, not a curated record. Bases 145 to 585 code for a protein of 146 amino acids. Gene Ontology annotation, biological process: RNA splicing. Gene Ontology annotation, cellular component: catalytic step 2 spliceosome; exon-exon junction complex; nucleus.
UGUUUCGUUACCGAGCGUAAUGGACAUAGUUCACGUCCACUUUGUCAGACGGCGCGUCAAGCAUCGAGAAAUGUGCCCGUCGAGGCUGGUGGCCGUUUUCAGGUUUCUCUCUGUUAAUAGAUCUGUGUCGUAACCAGGACCAGGAUGUCGACGGACUUUUACAUACGUUAUUACGUCGGUCACAAGGGCAAGUUUGGGCACGAGUUUUUGGAAUUCGAGUUCCGGCCCGAUGGCAAGCUUCGCUACGCGAACAAUUCCAACUACAAGAACGACACGAUGAUCCGCAAAGAGGCAUACGUGCACCAGUGUGUGAUGGAGGAGCUGAAGCGAAUCAUCCAGGAUUCCGAGAUCAUGCAAGAGGACGACUCGCUGUGGCCGCAGCCGGACCGCGUUGGUCGGCAGGAGUUGGAAAUUGUCAUCGGUGACGAGCACAUAUCCUUCACCACGUCCAAGACCGGCUCUCUCCUGGAUGUCAAUCAGUCACGUGAUCCGGAGGGAUUGCGUUGCUUCUACUACCUCGUGCAGGAUCUCAAAUGUUUGGUGUUCUCUCUGAUAGGGCUACACUUCAAAAUCAAGCCCAUCUAGACCCCCCGACUCUGUAUCGCUUUAUCCAAAUAUUAUUAUUGUAAUGACUCUUUUCUAUUCCAAUAAAGUGUAACAUUAUUUGUA